Molecule: messenger RNA, 504 nt
Organism: Colletotrichum abscissum
Lineage: Eukaryota; Fungi; Ascomycota; Sordariomycetes; Glomerellales; Glomerellaceae
Exons: 1
Coding region: 1-504 (167 amino acids)
Source: RefSeq, a predicted model, not a curated record
AUGUCUCGGCUUCUGAUUGCUACACAGCAACAACUCCCGGCAUCCCACGCUUCCCCGGAGCGCCCUCGCUCACACUUUAGUCUUCAAGAUGUUCAUGAUCUUCCGCCACGUCAACCUCGAUCGACUUUCCUGGCCGUCGGCUCGCCCUUCACCCACCAUCCUAAUAAUCGAUCCACCCACUCGCUACCUCACGCUUCCUCGCCAGUCUCUCCAUUGCCCCAAACCUUCGUCUCAUGCUACCACCAAAGGCAAUACGUGCCGCCAAUCUACUUCCCCAUGCGCCACCACCACCUCUCCAGAAAUCUAACUGGGGCCCUCCCACCACGGCGGACGUGCCAACGUUGCUCUGCGGGGUCCUCCCCUGACCGUUGGGUAGGUAUUCCGUUACGCCGUACUACCGGCCUGGCAACGCUUCACCCCAAAUCCGCAAUGAUACUGGCUUUUCUUUUUUCUUCAUCGUUGGUCGAACGACAUUGGGUUCAAAACCUCGAGGUAAGACUCUAG